Trichophyton rubrum CBS 118892 is the source of this 3183-nucleotide messenger RNA. RefSeq lists its product as uncharacterized. Lineage: Eukaryota; Fungi; Ascomycota; Eurotiomycetes; Onygenales; Arthrodermataceae. The transcript is spliced from 4 exons. Gene Ontology annotation, molecular function: GTP binding; GTPase activity. Bases 1506 to 1952 code for a protein of 148 amino acids. Gene Ontology annotation, biological process: small GTPase-mediated signal transduction. The record is from RefSeq and is a predicted model, not a curated record.
GCCGCAUACGCUACGCCACUCGCGAUCCAGGCCAACAGGAGACCGUGUACCUGCGCAACAAGCGCCAUGUCAUGCCACAACAAGACGAGGCUUUCGAUCGUCACGAUGACAGGUCAAGUUCCUCUCUUGGACUUGCAGUCCCGUUCCAUAACCAUCGGUUGCGUUGGUUCGUUGCUUGACUUGUCCGCCAAACGGCCACCAAACGACCAGAUGCGAAGUCGAAAUCUAUCCAAGGAUCUCUGGCUGCGCCGUUCCUGCAGGUCAAGGUUUGAUUCCUUAUCUCUCCUUUCCUGCAGAGACGUCACCAGUUAUAAAUAGACAUGGAGAAUUCUGGCUCUGAGGAAUUUCUUGCCGUAAAACUCUUUCGCCGUUCAAAUAUUUCGCCUCCUCGCCGUUGGGGCUCACUCACCUGCUGCGGAAUAAUAACGACGACACCGUCUAAAAAAGCUCCACAUACUCAAACACCCACCUCUCAGGUCCAUCCUCCAUCGGCCAACACAAGCAGUAAUUCGCUUUUGCUAGGGCUUCUCCCUCCUCUCGUCACGGGGCAGUCAAUAAUACGAGCACGUUAGCAUCCCUGAUCCCGGCCGCGGCAGAUGGAAUCGACUGAUUUUCUUGGACAACAUCAUCGAUAGUCCUCUGCUUCUCCCGGGUCCUCCACUUAUUCUGCUCCAUUUCUUCUUCUUCCCUUCUACUUCUCUUCUUCUUCUCGACGAUCUAUUGGCAGCGAGAGCAUUGAAACAUUUUAUCCGGCUUCGAGUUGCCAGGUCUACUUGAAAAUUCAGCUUGUUUUCCCUCUUCUCCAGCCUUAUCCGGACGAUCCCGUUUCCUUUACCCCUGAUUGGAAUCCAUCCCGCUAGCAUCGACUCGACGGUUUGCAUUUACAAGACUUACUUAUCCAGCCCGUCUGGCUCUCUUUUGCGAGCCGUUGCCUCGUUUCGAUCUCGCUCGUAUCGCCGCUCGCUGUGCUCCCCACAUUCUUCGCUUUGGAUCCUGGGGUACAUACAUUUCAACGUCCUAGCAGGCUGUGUGAUUUGUUGCUCAAGCUUCGACUGAACGGUUUCCAGGAUGCCUCUCUGCGGAGGAGAGAAGACUGAGAAGCGCAAGCUGGUGCUCCUAGGAGACGGUGCAUGCGGCAAGACUUCGUUGCUAAACGUCUUUACCAGAGGGUGAGUUUAAGGAAUACCUUCUUGAAUGAGACGAGAAAAAAAUUUAAGCUUAUAUCGGCUAACACUACCCUAGAUUUUUUCCCACCGUCUAGUAUGCUAUUCCUACGAGCUCUGCGUUUUUUUACAGUUGCUAACAUAUUGCCCUCCCUUAAAGUGAACCCACUGUAUUUGGUAUGUCUGGACUUGACAUCGGAAAUUAUUUAGGAGUAUAUACGCUAAUACAAAAUAUUACUUAUAUAGAGAACUAUGUCCAUGGUAGACCUCUCUCGCCGCCUCACGAUCAAGAAAGACAAACGCUUACGAUGAAAAACAGAUAUAUAUGUUGACAACAUCCACAUGGAGCUAUCCCUCUGGGAUACGGCCGGACAAGAGGAAUUUGACCGCCUCCGUGCUCUAUCAUACGAUGACACCCAAGCUAUAAUGCUCUGUUUCAGUGUUGAUAGCAAAGAUUCCCUCGAGAAUGUCGAGUCAAAAUGGCUAGCUGAAAUUGGCGAGAACUGCCCUGGCGCAAAGAUCGUGGUCGUUGCGCUGAAAUGUGACCUUCGAGAAGAAGCCAGUGAUGAAAAAGAUGAUGGCAGCAACACCCAGCAACAGCCAAAGCCAGUCAUUACCUACAGCGAAGGCCUCGAAGUUGCAAAAAGAAUUAAUGCUUUACGAUACCUAGAAUGUUCGGCUAUGAGAAACCGCGGAGUCAACGAAGCCUUUACUGAGGCGGCCCGAGUCGCUCUCUCGGUAAAACCAGCGAAAGCAUCUGAUAGAAGCGGCAAAUGCGUGAUCCAGUAGGAUCCAUACCCUUGACAUAUUUCUUACGAGUUUCUUUUCGUCUCGUCUUUCAUGUUCGAGCUGUUUGUCCUCCUCGCUUUCGCCUCUUCUCUGUAUUAUCUUGCGUCUACUUCUUCUUCUGCUACUGGACAAUCCACCUGUCCUGUCCUUCCUUAAUGUUUGAUGUUUCUAAUUCUUUACCCGGGCGCAAAUGUGGAACCCUGCAAUGUCUUUGAAGACAUUCAUUUGCUACCGCUUUCUAUGAAUUUUGAUGGUGUCUCUUAGGGUGCCAUCUGUAUAUAACUAUUUAUACCCUCCAUCGUCUAGCUGGAUGGCCUGCUUUGUCCCUGCCUUUUUCCAUAUCAUGACCUUUUUCCUUUCUAUUUUCAAUUCUGUCUGUCCUCUUCCCUUCCCUGGAACAUUUACCUUUCUGGAUAUCAAUUUGUCCAUGCAAUGCAGCUGAAACAUCAUCUCAUGUGAUCUAGAGACGACCCAGUUAACGCAUGAUGGCUGAUGUCUGUGUUAUAUGCUCUUUUAUCUGGAAAUACUCUCAUAUCUCACACCUCUAUAUCUAACACUUAAUCUAUAUCUUCCCUUUCUACCCUAGAUUUUUCAUUCCGUGUCUGGACGGAGAAUUUAUGCAUAUGAACGGGGGGUAUCAAACAAAGCACAAUACUAACCAAGUACAUCAUCCUCUUGGAUCCUAUAUACCUCGUCCAGCCUCGGGCCCUGACCACCACUGGGUCCUCCGGAAUUCACCCGGUCGACAAACGCCUGGACAAACCGCGUACUAACCUCCUCCAUUGUUACAUCUCCUACAUUCACACCCACACCCUCUAGACUCGUAGAUUCUUUGCCCUCAAGUCCACACGCAACUAUCUGCCGCAGAUACCAUAGUGGCUCCUCGGUAAUGCAGAAUCCGACGCCAUAACUGCUCACGAACCGUCGCAAAUGCACACCAACCGCGGCAACUUUGCGAGGUAUGCCGCUGUUCCCGGCAUCAGGUUUCACCCACACACCCGGAUCUUCAGUAGUUGUUCCGCCUUUCACACCAAACCCUUUUAACACAUCGAGUACACUGUUUUCAAGUAGCCUGAUGUGACAUCUCGGCCCGAUACGUAAGGCCCGGAGAUCCAGUAUGGUAUAUAUAACUAGCUGGCCGGGGCCAUGGUAUGUAGUUUGCCCACCACGUAGAGUAGGAUAAUAUUCAGCUAGAUGUUGGGCGGCAUUGGUAGGAGAGGAAGUCGGCGUU